AUGGCCUCGCUGCUCAACAAGACGGAUUCUGGUCCACCGCCGCGCCAGAUCCGCUUUGUGAACAACCAAGGCCAACCGCCUUCCAAACGACGCAGAAUCAACGCCGCCUGCUUAACCUGCCGACGACGAAAGACCAGAUGCGCGGGCGAACGACCAGUUUGCUCUACGUGUACCAAGAAUGGUCACAAGUGCCAAGGAUAUCCAGAAGACUUACGCAAGGAUGCUGCCGUCGAUUUUCUCGAAAUAAAGUUGGCUCCUGAGGAGGAAGACGACGAAGGAGAAGGGGAAGAAGGGGAAGAGGAAGAGGAAGACACUGUAGUAGACGAAGGGCGCUCCGAGAAUGACCGUAGGAGGUUCAGGUUGAAAAAAUCCGUCAGCCUGCCCACCUCGACGACCGCCUCUGCCGCUACUAAGAAUCACGCCGACAGCGCCGGCGAACAUGAUUCUACUACUCCUUCCUUUGUCAGGCCUCCGCUCAUUCGCCAUCACGCACCACCUGCUGAACAUGGCAAGACAGACUUGGACAGCCACUCCCGCCGUCAUCGUUCUCCCAUCCACCACCAUCAAUCAUCAGGCCAUACCGAUGAUGCACCAAGUUCGCCAACUGUGCGGCGCGCUUCUUCUCACCGUGUUCCGUACUUCCGAUACUUUGGACCUACUGCCAUCGUACCGGGCUUCAAGCAAAUGGUCGUGUCCGUUCGUGACCGACGCCGUUCCACAGGAGGCUCGCAGUCUGCAGCCUCUCCCCUGUCGAACCAGAGCGGUGGCAUACGAGCAAGCAGCAUCACUGCGGCUAGUGACGUUGCGGUAGAAGAUUUGCCAGUCUAUGAUCCCACCAGCACUGUCCCUGUUCAUCCACUCAUUCUCAACCUCGUCAAGACAUUCUUCCUGCAUCUGGGCUGCAACUACCCCUUUCUCAAACAACCAAAGUUUCUUCGGAUGGUGACGGAGAAGAGAGUUGAAUCGAUACUUGUGGACGCGAUAUGCGCCAUCGCGGCCAGAUUUUCCGACGCACAGCAACUAACCGGGGCCAACGACAAGUUGCCCAGAACCGAGAGGGGUCAAGUCUUUGCGCAGCGGGCCAAGCAAGCCACUGUCGAGACGUUCCCCUGCCCUUCCGUUGGCGCCGUGCAAGCGUUGCUUCUCAUGGCGUAUGAAGGGUUCGGAGCCAACCAGGACAGCGCCCUGUGGAUGUAUCUCGGCCUCGCCAUCCGAAUGACUGUCGAUCUAGGCUUGCAGAAGAGGGUCGGAAUUCAAUACCAGGGAGAAAAGGAUCCCUGGUACACGAGAAACAGAAGUCGCGGAAACGGCGGCGAGUCGGAAAGUCCGGACGAUAAGAAGACGGCAGACCCGGACGCCUUGAGCCCCGAGGAGCAGAGGGAGGUGGAGCAAGAACGAAUCGACACCUUCUGGGCAGUCUUCUUCCUCGACAGAGUCAUCUCCUCGGGUACCGGUCGGCCGGUGACGUUUCGGGAUGAUGAUUUUGAGCUACCGUUUCCCGUGGCGAGAAUCGACGCCACGACCGGGUGGCCGAUGCUGUUUCCAGUUCUUCUGGGCAUCAUCCACCUGUACGGGCGUGUCUCAGACCUCUUGAACAACGUCCAUGACGCACGAGACCUAACCGAGGAGAAAUGGAGCAAACUAGCGGAAAUGGAACAUCAACUGACCAAAAUGUACAAAGGCUGGGACAGCCGGUUGCAAUUCAACGUCAGCAACUUCAAGGCCUAUCUCAGCUUCGGACAAGGCACCACCUUCAUCCUGCUGCACUUUUGGUUUCACGCCCUCUUCAUCGUCCUGCAUCAACCGACGCUGCUGACGCCAUUCGGCGAGCUGAGAUCCGAACAUCAGCUACUCCCCGACAGCCGAGAGCUGAGCAUGAGCAGCGCCAAGACCAUCUGCGACAUCUUGUCCUUUGCUGAUCUCAUCGACCCCAUCAGCUUCAUCGGCAACCCGUUCACGAGCCAGCCCAUCUACAUUGCCGCUUGUGCUUUUCUCAUGGAGUCGAGCGCCAGCGCUUCCGAGGGCCCUUCCAGAGAAUCUUCCCCCGCGGCCAUGCUCCGGCGCCCCGUCACGCAGCCCAAGGCUCCCAUGUCAAAACAUUCCCGACACUCGCUCCUCGCUUCGGCGGCGAACCAGAACUACCAACGAUGCUAUAAUUCGUUGCAGCAGAUGCACACGUACUGGGGAGGCGUCAAAUACAUCCUUACCGCUCUGGAUCAAAAGUCCAAGGGCAUUUGGGACUGCGAGACGUACACGUCUGAAGAGUACGAAAGCACGAAGAUGCCAGCCAUGCAACCGGGCGUUGCUGGGGAUUUUGGUCACCUUGCCCAGAGCUCUCCCAAGACGGGGGCGGCGCCUCCCAUCGCUUGGAGUCUUGCGGGAACGGCCAACUCGCCAAGCUCCAACCUAACCCUCAUGUAUCAGAACUCCAACGGCCACUCUGUGAGUCAUGGUCCGCAUCAUCAUCAUCAUCAUCAGCAGCAGCAGCAGCAGCAACAGCAACAGCAGCAGCAACAACAGCAGCAACAACAGCAGCAACAAGGACAGGGAAGUCGCCGACAAUCGAGCACCCCUCCGGGCAAUAUGCUGUACGACCCCAUCAGGCAAAGCAUGCCCUCGGAGCCGGGAGGGAUGUAUCCCCCGGCUGUUCCUUCCUCCAGCAUCGCUGGUGCUCCUAAUGCAUCUCCUCGUUGGGCCCGCACCAGGCGGCCAUCCGCUCUUACCAACACGACGGGCCAAAGCCAUUCUGCCAGCAUGAGCGAGGGCUUCCCAGACACGGGGAUGGACGGAUCAAAGGUGUACAUGGCUACCGGAUUCACGUCGGCCAGUCAGAACUCUGCUGGCUAUGAAGGGUACAGCGUCUCGCCCACCAGCAACGUGGCAGAUGGCAAAGCCCACAGCCGUGGUAUCUUGACACCGAACCACGUCUACUACGCGCACGGCAUGCCGUAUUCAACCUCGUGGACAUUUGGUAACGGGACCAUGGAUGGCAUCACGUUUGACAGCCAAGACAUUGACAUUGGGGCUCUCGGUCUGCAGCAGCCUGAACUCAUGAGCGGGUGGCUCGAUUACAUUCCGAGCGACGUUCUCGGUUUGUUUGAAAACCAUGAAAUGAACAACGGACAGGGGGGCCAGAGUAGACAACACUCUUGA
Messenger RNA from Ustilaginoidea virens, 3153 nucleotides. RefSeq lists its product as uncharacterized. NCBI's taxonomy places the organism in Eukaryota, Fungi, Ascomycota, Sordariomycetes, Hypocreales, Clavicipitaceae. The coding region runs from base 1 to 3153 and encodes 1050 amino acids. The record is from RefSeq and is a predicted model, not a curated record. Gene Ontology annotation, biological process: DNA-templated transcription; regulation of DNA-templated transcription. The transcript has 2 exons. Gene Ontology annotation, molecular function: DNA binding; DNA-binding transcription factor activity, RNA polymerase II-specific; zinc ion binding.